AAAUUCAGAAAUACCAAACUCAUCAAGUACAACAAUGAAUGCUGUAACGUCAACGGAAACCACAACGUUUGUUCUCAGUCGAGAAAUGGUGAUUCUGAUGGUGGGAAUUGGAGUGGUGGAAGUGACGAUAAUUUUUGUGGGAAUUCUAGCAGUCAAGCGAUUUAGACAGAAUAAGAACAACACGACAAGACGCAGUAAAGAAAAUGUCGGUCGACCUGUUUCUAGAAAGACAGUCUGUAGUAUUGAUAACGUAUAUGCCACGAUUCCAGAGGAGGAAUUCGAAGAGAAUCCAUAUAAGGAUCUAUCUGAAGGGGUGUAUGAUACAACCUCAAAACGAAGAUAUCAUGUCAAUAGUAGCCGGAACGAAUAUUCCAGAGGAAGUUUUUAUUCUCGUUUGUUUCGAAGUUCAAAAAUAAGCGGAAGAAGUUCAGUACAGGAAAUGCAUCCAAUGUUUUCAACAUUCCGAGACACGAAAAAGGAAACAAAGUAAUUUGUUUAAUCUCAGAUAAC
Molecule: messenger RNA, 510 nt
Organism: Saccostrea cuccullata (small rock oyster)
Lineage: Eukaryota; Metazoa; Mollusca; Bivalvia; Ostreida; Ostreidae
Exons: 3
Coding region: 35-490 (151 amino acids)
Source: RefSeq, a predicted model, not a curated record